This is a messenger RNA of Haliotis rubra (blacklip abalone), 6550 nucleotides long. RefSeq names its product CUGBP Elav-like family member 3-A. Gene Ontology annotation, biological process: mRNA splice site recognition; regulation of alternative mRNA splicing, via spliceosome. Lineage: Eukaryota; Metazoa; Mollusca; Gastropoda; Lepetellida; Haliotidae. Gene Ontology annotation, cellular component: nucleus; cytoplasm; ribonucleoprotein complex. Gene Ontology annotation, molecular function: mRNA binding. The record is from RefSeq and is a predicted model, not a curated record.
ACCAUGGCUUCUGUACACUAUUCUGUUAGGUUUCUCGGUCAAUGUGAUAAACAAAAAUUCAUAUUAAUGUUUUCGUGUUCGAUAGCAACAAGAUCUUUGCUCGACACUCGUGGUCUGUCAAACUAGCUCGACUCUGAGGCCUCUAAGAAGAGAGAGAGAGCUUGGCGCUAAUUGCCACCGGUAGCUGAGUGAACGGCAGGGCGCACGGAAGUGCCUGAAAUUGAUUAGUCCCGUGGAAUGCCGGGAAACCAUUAUUAUCUAUGUAAAUAAGAUGCUGGGGCGCAACUUUCAUUUCCCCUAGUGUGAGUAUUUACAACAAUAUGGCUGCUGUACUUCAAAACGGGAUCGUAGGUGAGCUGAACGUCGGAGGGCACGGAGGAAUAGCGACGACGAUUCCAAUGAAGGACCAAGAUGCCAUUAAACUGUUCGUUGGACAAAUACCUCGGAAUCUGGAGGAAAAGGAUCUUAGACCCAUAUUCGAAGAAUUUGGACAAAUUUACGAAUUGACCGUGUUAAAGGACCGUUUCACCGGAAUGCAUAAAGGGUGUGCAUUUCUCACAUACUCCAGUCGCGACAGCGCCGUAAAAGCGCAGCAGGCUCUUCAUGAAAAGAAGACUCUACCAGGGAUGAACAGGCCAAUACAAGUCAAACCAGCUGACAGCGAGAGUCGAGCAGAAAAAGCCAUGGCAUCUGGCUGGGAUCAGGGGCCUGCAUCUCAAGUCUUACGUCGAGAAGACAGAAAACUGUUUGUGGGUAUGCUCAACAAGCAGCAGGUUGAAGAAGACGUUCGUCAGUUGUUCCAGCCCUUUGGGACGAUAGAAGAGUGCACCAUUUUGAGAGACCAGAACGGAAAUAGUAAAGGUUGUGCGUUUGUGAAAUUUGCAUCCCACUCAGAAGCUCAGACAGCUAUCAACGCCUUACACGGGAGUCAGACAAUGCCAGGUGCUUCCUCAAGCCUGGUUGUUAAAUUCGCUGACACGGAGAAGGAGCGUCAACUUCGUCGCAUGCAGCAAAUGGCGGGACCACUUGGGUUGUUGUCUCCAUUUGCUCUGUCACAGAUCGGGGCUUAUGGAGCCUAUGCUCAGGUGUCGCGCGAGUCCUCGCCCGUUGCUGAUCACAUGACAGUUUAUUGCCAACGACCGCAAGCAUCUUCCCUGGCCUCGCAGCAGUUGAUGCAGCAGCAGGCUGCUAUAAUGGCUGCAGCGGCUGCACAAGGAACCUAUCUGACAAGCCCCGUCAACGUCCUGGCCACACAGAUGCAGCAGAUCGGAGGUCUGGCCACACCCAAUGGCAUUGCCACUGCGGCCAUUACCCCUACAACUGCCACACUAGCUAAUGGUGAGAUUGGCUCUGCCACCCCUGCGCUGAACGGUGGUCCCCCCAGCGUAUUGUCUCCUACAGCCAUGGCGAGCUUCCCUGUACCCCAGACAAAUGGACAGGGACCAGAGGUGUACACAAACGGCAUUGCACACUAUCCAGCUGCAGCUGCUCAAGCCAUGACCAAUGGCGACCCCCUCCAACAGUACGCCACCAUACAACCCUACGCGGGAAUCGCUGCGUACCCUGCGGUCUACGGACAGUUCCAACAGGCGCUCACUCAGCAGGCUGCCACCCUCAUACCCACAGCUCAAAAAGAAGGGCCGGAGGGCUGCAAUCUCUUCAUCUAUCACCUGCCUCAGGAAUUCGGAGAUGCUGAGCUUGCCCAGAUGUUCAUGCCGUUCGGGGGAGUCAUCAGCGCCAAAGUUUACGUGGACAGAGCUACGAACCAGAGUAAAUGCUUUGGAUUUGUCAGCUUUGACAACCCCAGCAGUGCUCAAGCUGCCAUCCAGGCAAUGAAUGGAUUCCAGAUCGGGAUGAAGCGCCUGAAAGUUCAACUGAAGAGACCAAAGGAUGCUAACAGACCCUACUAAUACAAAGUGCUAAAUGGGCCCAGACUAGGGGACCACAAAUGCCAAAAAAAUUGGACAUUGACCUUGACCUUUGAAAGCGGAGUUACAGUGUUUGACACGUAAAACUGCUAAUGGAGGACGAUGAAGAGAACAAUAUUCAUUUCAUAUUAUAGCAUGUCCGAUUCCAGACUGAAUAUGAUACGAACAAUAUCCCACCUAUAAACUAGGUCACAUUGUGUAAUUCAUGAUAUAACAUUAUAUCAAGACAGUGACUGAGUAUAUUAUGAAAAAAUGAACUAUUUCCGUAUAUUGUACUUUGAAUAGCUUUAAGUGCCAUCAACUAUGUCUACUGUGCUAGUUUGCACAGAGUACCGUUAGCAACAUCCUAUAUUCAACUAACUAUCUGUAGAGUCUUCAUUUGAAUGUGUGGUAUGAAAACUUGUUAUGAACAGAGACCUAGAAAUGAUAUGCUUCUUUGUCACCUUCGACCUCUUCGUCAUAAACAUUCCAAAUUUGAUUCAGAGGGUGUGCUGAACAUGUUGAUGUUGUGCUGAUCAUGUUUCAUAGUUUAUUGCUCAAACUAUAGGAAUUUCUUGACAGUAGUACUGUUCUGGUGUGGCUUAAGAUGGAACUAUGUCCAUCAUCAAGAGUCUAACAAAAGGCAUUCUGUCUGAGCCAAAUUAAGCAGGCUGCCUUUGUAUAAAGGAUUUUUCCAUUAAAUGUCAAACUUGAUACUGAAAUACCAAAGAUAUUUUAUUCAUUUUUGUUCUUGUCGUCUAGUGUAGAAUUCGGUGUGUUUGUUGCUCAUCCCAACCCUUACCAAGGUCAGGUUGAAGGUCACAAGGGAGCAUUCAUUUUUGUAAUCAAAAUCAGACAGUUGAGCAUUCCUGUGUACAAAUUCAUAAUUUUCUAUUUCUCUAUAGCCGAUGUGUCAGUGUACUACAGUCACUCAUAGUAACAAGCAUGAUUGUUUAACUCGUCUCAUGUAAACCUUGGUUUUGUUUUGAGAUGUCAAAUGGUCCUUUUAUUUAAGUCCAUUUAGAAGUUGUUGGAAAUUUUAAACUACUGUUGGAUGAAAUUGUUUAUUAUUGUUUGACAUUUUCAGUUGAUGGACGUAAUGUCAUCCAGCAUCCUCAUUUGUUAACUGGAAGCUCAUUUUGAUUUUCUACCAUGAUAUAUACUUGUGAUUAAUUCAGUGAAAAUUGACCAAUGGAAAGUGUCGUUGUAGACAAGAUACAGUUCGUACUAUGUAACAUCGUCACCGAUUGGUCACAAUUGUUGCUUGUUGAACCAAUGACCGUUUUCAUCACAGUUGUGAACUGUUAAGUUGUUAUCAGUGUCACUGAGAUUUGUAAAAUUUAAUGGAUUGGUUAAUUUAUUUCAACUCAUUGCAUAGUGAUUAUUAUUACCCGUUCCUUUUAUGUAUUUGUAGGGUGGAAAUGUGUUACCCCCUGAAUAUUUGAUAUUGAAAUUGAGCUCGUGAUGUAUAUUUUGAAUAGACGGGUGAAUUAUCAGGAGAGAAAAUCAAAACUUUGUUCACACAACAAAAAGUCAAUCGAUCACUUUAGACUUCAUCCAAACCUAAGGGUUUUAAAAGGUAUUCUGAACUUAUUUUGCUUAGUAGAGGCAUCAUCAAAAUAAUUUGUCUUUUUUUUUGGUCGGAAAAUCGUUCAUGACCUUGACCUUUGAUUUUCUCUCGCACCCACUCUCAUGAAUCUAUUACCGACAUUGUUGACAUCAAGUUUCCUACGGUGAUUCUUGAGUUCCCUAACACUAACACAUUGUUUUUACAUGUUAUGAUGUCUGGAGAUAAUUAUGACCUCCAAUAUUGAACAAAUGACCUUUGAUAAUCAAAUGAUUAUGAAUAUAUUUAAAGAGAUGGGACAAGAUGAAGGGAUCUCACAAAUGUUAAAGAACUUUUUCCUUGAACUCUUCAAGGUUCUUCAUAGAGUCUGUCUGGCUUGUAUAUUCUGCUGAAUGUACGUAUGCCUAUGGGAUUGGUGCAAGGUGCGAUUUUCUUUCCCCAUCUCUUUAAAUAAUGCUUUGUGUACAGGCCAUGGUGGCUACGUUUAUUUUUUCUUAAAUUAGAUAUUUUAGCCUAAGAUAUUUAAAGUAUGACAUGUACAGAGUAGUGUAGAAGACUUUCACGUUGGUCAACACUGUGGAAUUUUCAAUGAUCCAACUAUUUAUUAUUAUGUAGUUAUUUAUUGAUAGUUUUUGAAUUUUAUCAUGUUUAAUUUAUUGAAGUUUUGCCGAGAGCUGUCAUGACAAAUUGUUUAUAGCGGUGUAGCUUAUAUCAUUCACAAUGCAUAUCCUUUACUGUUAAUGUGCGAUUGGUUAUCUUCAUUAGGAAGUCCAUUGCUGUAUCUUGAUCAUAUCAGUUUGUUUAUGAUUUCUGUAUCAUACUGGACUGUGUUCAGUAUUUUUGAGACAUUCUACAUUUUCAACUUAACGAUGGAGAACACGUGCAAUAUGUAUCUUUCAUAUCAUUUUACCUCAAGUAUAUAGUUUUCGACCAUUUUUGUGUUCAGAAAAUCAUAGUUUUUAAAGUUUUGUUUUGUGAAAGGUAUAUCAAAAUUGUUAUUCAUUUAGCUUGAAUCAAAGACUUUUUCAUGAUAGUUAGCUAUGAUGUAUAUAUAUAUUGGAGUAAAGUAGAAAUGUUUACCAUGGAAACGAUGAAAUGUUCACAGUUUCAUUGACAUUUUCUCUUUAAUUGUACAAGUGCUACCGACUUCCAUUACUCCUUUGGUUUGGAAGAAGAUUACGGUCACAAUUGAUGUCUGUUUUUAUUAAUUCUAAAUAUUCUUUUUUAAUUCUUAAAAUUUUAUUUCAAUUCUUAAAAUUGGUUUUGAUUUGCAUUUUUUGUCUAAAAUGUGGAUUUUUAAAUUUAUUACUUAAUGUUCAAUUUAGUUUCAUUAUAUGAAUGAAAUACAAUAGAAAUCAUUUCAAGUUGAAACUUUAGGUAAGCAGAGAGAUACCUCAUGAUUAGCCAUGAAAAUCUAGUCAACAUUUUUUGUUGAGAUAUGAUGUGCAAUAUUGGUGUUGUAACAUGACAGGACGAAUAGAAAUCUCAGAGUAGCCUACUGGAAAAUAAUUUGUGCCAUGUUGUGAAUGAAAAGACAUUUUAUCUGGACUAAACGCCUAUUUGGACUUUGAUUUUAAUCCAAAAACUUCAGUAAAAAGGAUUCCAAAACACUAAAAGAAAAAAACAUAUUAAACUUUGGUCCAGAUUAUUUGGGUUCAAUUAUUUUAUAUUUUUGAUGUUUGUUUCAUCUGGAUCUCAUGAGGGUCACAGUUUAAUUUUAAUUUUCGUUCGUUUGAGAUGUGUGCUCAGCGUUGGACAGUCUACUGUUCAUUAUUUAUUGUUUUUGUUUUUUUUCUUUUGACAAAUGAUAAUCGUAAUCCACAGAUUUUGCACUUAUGAUAAUGCACAGUAGCGUAGUUUUGCACGUAGUUAUAGUAGUUGAUGACGAUACCCAUAGAUUAAUUAUAUCUUAUAGAUGAAGAGUUAUAUAAUUUUUGCAAACAAAUUAUGAAAUGCUCAAUUAACAUCAUUUUGCAUAAGAAAUUGGUGUAUAAUAUUCAUUAUUGUGGAAUUUCCGGAUUUGGACCAAUUCGAAGAGCUGUUUGAUGUUUUGGUUUGUUGUUGCAACAGUUCUUGCAGGCGAUUGGUCAAUUCUGGGACUUCCUCUGGACAACUGUUGGACACGAGUAACAAAUAGUACUGUCACGUGAUUUGUAUAUAUAUGGUGGGACUUCAUCAUUUGGUCGGAUAUAUACCAGUGCAACAGAGGAAUGAGUUUUAUGUCAAAUUUUUGAUAAGGAAGAUCUAUUUUUAUAAGAUCCUAUUUUUUCAAGCAAGAUUCUUUGACAAGUUAUCGCUGUUCGUAACCAUGGAGUUGUCUUACUUUCUUGACUUCAGUUUGAUACACACUUAUUCGGCUUUCAUGCCGUUUUUUCCACUAGAUGUUGUGUUGAAAUUUGUGUGGACGUUAAGGAGGAUUGACGUAUACAUAUACGUAUAUACAUACCUUGUUAUAUCACCAACUUAAGCCGUUGUCAUUUUGUGAACGUAAUUGUAGUAGUUAUAUCGCAUACGCCGUGACGCGCUCAGCGGGCAAACAGGCUGGCCUUCUUGAGAGUUGUCUCCCUUUCCUCCGACAAUCACUUCAGUCAGACAGGUGACGCUUCGGCGCCGCUGUUGCCACGGCAACUACACUGAUUUACUUCUUUGUGUCAAACUCUGGAGAUUGCUUGUGCCGCGGUUCCGUUUCCCUGCUGACCGCUCUCGUCUGUGGUCAACACUGUGUGCCGGUCACAUGACCCAGUGAGUGGUUUCCCAAAAUAUUUUGUCCGUUUCUGACAGUUGUCCAGGUGUCCCCAGCCCCAUUAGAGCAUAAGCACGAAAUAUUUUACCUCAGAUGAUGAAUAACUAUAUAUAGAUAAUUACGAAGAAGCGACUGUAGCUGGAAGGCUGUCUAGUGCCCAGUGCAUGAGGUAUUUACAAUGUUAAUCUGGGCAUUGAAGGCUUCUACGAGCCAGCUGUAAGGCACUGUCAUCACUCAUGUCAAGCUUGUACAAAUUCCAUCAUUGACAAGUUGCAGAUCUUGAAUAAUUGCCUAUUAUUUACUCUUUGAAAAUAAAUGCAGCAAGCAAAUUCC